AUGGCAACAACACCAGAACCAGUCCUCCAUUCACAACCCUCAUUCCGCAGAGAUUCACCCUCACCAUCUACAUCCCCAACCCCGGCCAUCACAGCCUGUCCAGAGCUCUCCCGCUGCGUCUCGACCGGCUCCGCAUCCUCCCUUUUCACCGGCCACCGCUCAAUGAGUAUGAAUAUGGGCGGCCGUGAGUCGACGGCUUCGUCGGUCGGAAGCUCGAUUUCGAGGUCGAGUUCUGCGAGUUAUACGACGCGUCAGUCGAUGGGUGGGCUGGAGAGGAGUAGUCGCAGAGGAUACGUGCGGCCGCAGGGAACGAAUUUCGCAAAAUCGGCUCAGAGUAGGGAGAGUGUGUUGAGCUUGGGCAGUAUUAUGCAUUUACAAUAUUACUUUGCACGAACGGGACUGCUUGACGGGAAAGGAGGACGUCUGGCGAAGAAGAAGGAGGGGAAUAGGGGCACGCUUGAUUUGAGUGCUCUUGAUACCAGCUUUCUCAGUCCGAAGGUUGUGGGUAGUGAUCAUGAUAGCUCGUAUGCUAGUAUGGGAUCCUCGCCGGAGCUGUUGGCACAAGGACACAGUGGUAUGAUGGUAGAGAGUCCAACGCAAGAGGACGAAUACUAUAGUGAUGAGGAGGAUGAGGAUCAUCCGCAUAUGUUACCGCCGACUGUUAGCACGUAUCAACAUCGCGAGAAAGUCAUUCCACGCCCGCCAUCUCUCGAAGACCUCAAAGCAGAUUUGAAAAAGGAGUUGGGAGAGGCGAGCAAAGUUUUGGCGGAUGCAAAGGAGAACCAUACCCCUACGCCACCGGCCAGUCCAUCAAGUAACGAGGAGAGCCCAAAGUCUGAAGGUGGCAACCCCAAUGGAUGGUUCGAGAUUGAGGGGAUGCAUAUACUGGAUAUCAUGACCUUGGCUAUAAGGGCAGCGAAAGUAUACUAUACGGCACACGAUCGACCCGGGAGAUUAGCAGUCAUCAAGUCCGAGCGGAAUAUACGAUCAGAGCUGAUGUCGGUGAUGGAAGUGCUCAGAAAAAUGGCUUCGCGGAAUUUUGCAAAUGGAAUGCGAACCGAAGAGCGAGAGAUAAUGGAAAAUUGGGUGUCAGGAGUCUACGACAUGUUAGAUCGAGAAGCCAUCCUAGAAGCAGAAGAGAUAAAACAACGAGCCAGCUGGACCUGGCUCUACGAUGAUUGGGAAGGAAAAGAAGGCGCCUCCUGGACCGGUCGAGAAGUAGAAAGAGAACUCGAUUUCAUGAAAACCAUGGACCAAGAUCCCGAUGGAAUUCCAGACUACACACCAGUCGAAUCCGUCCUCUACGACGAAGAACUCCCCACCGAAUUCCUCAAAGAAUACCGCACGGGUCUCCGCCUCAUCCAAUUCCACAACACCCUCGUCAAGCGGAGCAAACGCAAUUUCGGCGCCAUCGAUCGCUGGCAUACGGAUUUCCGCAAACCGUACCGUCCGGCGGAGAAUCUGAGGUAUUGGAUCAAGGCGGCGGAGUUGAGGUGGGAGGUUAAAUUGAAGGUUGAUGUGCUGAAGGUUGUCACGGGCAAUGAUCGGGCUGCGCUGAAGGAGUUUGAGGAUGCGAUUUGGAAGUGGUGUAAAUGUGUUCGGGAGGAGAUUUCGGUGGAACUGAGGGUCUGA
Molecule: messenger RNA, 1632 nt
Organism: Glarea lozoyensis ATCC 20868
Lineage: Eukaryota; Fungi; Ascomycota; Leotiomycetes; Helotiales; Helotiaceae
Exons: 1
Coding region: 1-1632 (543 amino acids)
Source: RefSeq, a predicted model, not a curated record